AUGAAACAAGCUCAUGAAGGAGUUUGUGGAGCACAUCAAUCUGGAGUGAAAAUGAGAUGGCUAAUUCGAAGGCAUGGUUACUUCUGGCCAUCUAUCCUUAAAGAUUGCAUGACUUUUGCAAAGGGAUGUCAAUCGUGCCAAAGGUAUGGAAACAUACAAAAACUUCCAGCUGCUGAGUUGAAAUCUGUCAUCAAACCAUGGCCAUUCAGAGAGGAAAUCAUCCAUCAAUUUGGAAUUAUACAAUUAGUAACUACUGACCAAGGCACAAUGUUCACUGGUAAGGAGAUGCAAGAAUUUGCCACUGAUUAUGGAAUAAAAUUAUUGACCUCUACACCUUAUUAUGCUCAGGCCAAUGGCCAAGCUGAAUCUUCUAAUAAAAUUAUCAUCAACAUAGUUAAAAAGAUGUUGGAAGAAAACCCAAGGGAUUGGCAUCGAAUUUUAUCAGAAGCACUCUGGGCAUAUCGCACCUCUAGGCAAAAUGCUACUGGAGUAAGUCCAUUUAUGCUAACCUAUGGUCAUGAUGUAGUGUUACCUAUGGAGGUGUUGGUGAGGUCGUUGAGAAUAGCUAAGCAUAAUCAUUUGACUCCAGAAGAUUACAAUGAAACCAUAAUGAUGGAGUUAGAAAACUUAGAAGAAGGGAGACUUCAGGCUCUAAACAAUAUGAUUAUACAAAAGAAGAAAGUCUCCAGAAGCUACAACAAAAAAGUUCGACCUAAGACAUUUCAAGAAGAUGAGCUAGUAUGGAAGUUGAUCUUACCCCCUGAUACUAAAGACAGAGAAUAUGGGAAAUGGUCUACUAACUGGGAAGGGCCAUUCUUAAUCCAUAAGGUGAUGAAGGGGAAUGCGUACUGGCUAUCAAGACUAGAGGAUGAGCCUCAUAAAAAAAUUAUUAAUGGAAAGUACUUGAAGAAAUACACUCCCAUCAUCUAG
This is a messenger RNA of Mercurialis annua (annual mercury), 930 nucleotides long. RefSeq lists its product as uncharacterized. Gene Ontology annotation, biological process: DNA integration. Lineage: Eukaryota; Viridiplantae; Streptophyta; Magnoliopsida; Malpighiales; Euphorbiaceae. The record is from RefSeq and is a predicted model, not a curated record. Gene Ontology annotation, molecular function: nucleic acid binding. The coding region runs from base 1 to 930 and encodes 309 amino acids. The transcript is spliced from 2 exons.